Messenger RNA from Pollicipes pollicipes, 2001 nucleotides. RefSeq names its product DNA excision repair protein ERCC-6. Gene Ontology annotation, biological process: transcription-coupled nucleotide-excision repair. Gene Ontology annotation, cellular component: nucleus. The record is from RefSeq and is a predicted model, not a curated record. Gene Ontology annotation, molecular function: ATP binding; ATP-dependent activity, acting on DNA. Lineage: Eukaryota; Metazoa; Arthropoda; Thecostraca; Pollicipedomorpha; Pollicipedidae.
CUGACCGACGCCCAACGGACCAUGUACCAGGAGUACCUGCAGUCGGACAGCCUGCGGCGCAUCCUCCAGGGCAGGCUGAAGGUGUUCGUCGGCCUGAUCGCCAUGCGGAAGAUCUGCAACCACCCGGACCUGCUGUCGGGCGCGCCUGACCCGGAGCAGGAGCUGGAACAGGGGUCGGAGCCAGAGGCCGGUCGGUACGGCUUCUGGCGCCGCUCCGGCAAGAUGGUGGUGCUGUCGGCCCUGCUGCAGAUGUGGCGCCGGCAGCAACACAAGGUGCUGCUCUUCACGCAGAGCAGACAGAUGCUGUGUAUUCUGGAGGCUUUCCUGGUGUCGUGUGACUACCCAUUCCUGAAGAUGGACGGCACGACGACGGUGGGCUCGCGCCAGAAGCUGAUUGGCCGCUUCAACAGCGAGCCCGACCUGUUCGUCUUCCUGCUCACCACCCGCGUCGGCGGCCUGGGCGUCAACCUGACCGGUGCUAACCGAGUGGUGAUCUUUGACCCCGACUGGAACCCGUCGACGGACCAGCAGGCGCGGGAGCGGGCCUGGAGGAUCGGCCAGCAGCGGCACGUCACCAUCUACAGAUUGCUGACGGCGGGCACAAUUGAGGAGAAGAUUUACCAUCGGCAGAUAUUCAAGCAGUUUCUCACUAACCGUGUGCUGAAGGACCCCAAGCAACAGAGGUUUUUCAAGUCCAACGACCUGCAUGACUUGUUCACGCUGACUGAAGACCCGUGCGAUGGGGCGGACGAGGCCCGGGACGGCGCCGAGGGCGCGAGCCGUACCGAGACGGCGGAGAUGUUCGGAGGUAGCCAGGUGAGCGCGGCCGCGCUCCGCCGGCGCCGAGAGCGGCAGCGGCAGGCCCGCCGCGAGCAGCAGGCCCAGCAGCAGCGGCGGGCGCUCAGGCGCAAGCGGCGCCUGCUGGAGAAGGCGCGCCACCUCAGCCGACGGCUGUUCGGAGCGGCGGCGUCAGGCAGCCAGACGGGGCCGGCGGCGCCGAACGGCCAGCACCAGGAGACGGACGGCCAGCACCAGGAGGCGGACGGCCAGCACCGGGAGACGGACGGCCAGCACGAGGAGACGGACGAUCAGCAGCAGGAGACGGACGAUCAGCACCAGGAGACGGACGGUCAGCACCAGGAGGCUGACGGUCAGCACGAGGAGACGAACGGUCAGCAUCAGGAGACGGACGGUCAGCACCAGGAGACGGACGGCCAGAACCAGGAGACGGAUGGCCAGUGCGGCACAGUUCCGGCGCAGUGCGGCCGGAAUGUCACGGCGCUGGUGUCUGAGGCGCGCGGGGCACCUGACGGCCGAGGCGUCGGCGGGCAGGCCGGUCCGCCCCCGGUACCGGCCGGCCCGUCCUCGGUACCGGCCAGUCCGUCUCCGGUACCAGCUGGCCCGCCCUCGGUACCGGCCAGUCCGUCCCCGGUACCGGCCGGCCCGCCCCCGGUACCGGCCGGCCCGCCCCCGGUACCGGCCGGCCCGAGUCAGGACGACGGUAGCAGAGGGACGCGCCGUCGUCGGCGGCGGAGGCGGCGGCCGAGCGAGCUGGAUCCGGUCGAGGGUCUGGUCGACUCGGAGAUGUACCGGCCGCCACAGACGGCCGACGCUGACCGCUCGCAGGAUGACUACGUGCUGACCAAGCUGUUGAAGAAGUCGGGCGUGCACUCGGCGCUGCGGCAGGACGUCAUAGAGGGCCACGGCACGCCCGACGGCGCCAUCCUGGAGGCCGAGGCCAGCCGGGUGGCGCGGGAGGCGGUGGCGGCGCUGCGGGCGAGCCGGCGAGAGGUGCGGGCCGCUGCCGAGCCCGGCGUGCCCACCUGGACCGGCCAGAGCGGCAGGGCCGGCAGGCCCGGCGCCAGGCCGCGGUUCGGCCAGAAAAAGAACCCGCUGCUGGUGACUGCCAAGCCAGCCGCCCCGCCGCCGGUCAAGAAGGCGGCCCCGUCACUGCCGACGCUGUUCGCGCCUGACCCGGCCGGUGCGGAGGAGGGCAGCUGA